Messenger RNA from Brenthis ino (lesser marbled fritillary), 1074 nucleotides. Lineage: Eukaryota; Metazoa; Arthropoda; Insecta; Lepidoptera; Nymphalidae. The record is from the annotation of a GenBank genome assembly.
AUGCCACCUCUUGUGGAUCCGACGCCUUCUGGAGUUCUAUUUGAAACGGACACUCAGACUUCAGACUUGGGCUUAGAUAAAGAUGUAUCUGUUCUUAAGAAAGCAGCACCCAGAAAAUACGAGUAUGUUUGGUUCAACAUUUUCUGGUUCCUGUUUUUGCAUGUAAGCUCUGCGUACGGUGUGUAUUUGGCAUUAACAUCAGCCAAAUGGCAAACCAAUGUCUUCGCCUUUGCUAUUCAUCUUAUGUGCGCUAUUGGAAUUGGUGCUGGUUCACACAGGCUGUGGACUCAUCGAAGUUAUAAAGCCCGAACACCUCUUCGCACACUGCUUAUGAUUUGGCAAACAAUGGGUUUUCAGGACUGUAUCUUCGAAUGGGCUCGUGAUCAUCGUACUCACCACAAGUACGCAGACACGGACGCCGAUCCUCACAACGCAGAGCGCGGCUUGUUCUACUCUCACAUGGGCUGGCUGUGCUGUAAGAAAAGUCCUGAAGUUAUUGAAGGAGGGCGUCGCAUAGACGUUUCUGACCUUUAUGGAGAUCCCGUGGUGAUGUUCCAAAAAAGACACUAUAUGAAAAUGAUGCCAAUCCUCUGUUUUGUGUUGCCAACUGUUAUCCCUGUAUACUUUUGGGGUGAAACUUGGUUAAAUGCAUUUUUCAUCCCAACUAUACUGCGAUAUACAAUCGGCAUAAACAUCGUAUGGAGUGUGAACAGUUUCGCGCACAAGUACGGAUACAGACCUUACGAUAAGUCACUGAAUCCUCGUGAAAACAUAGCAGUCUGGAUGGUAUGCGUCGAGGGUUUCCACAAUUAUCAUCACACGUUCCCUUGGGACUACCGCGCGACUGAACAUCCCAUUCUUAACAUGCUCACGCCAACAAUUAUGUUCAUCGAAGCUAUGGCUAAGAUCGGACAGGCCUAUGAUUUGAAAGCCGUAUCUCCUGAUAUUAUAAAGGAGAGAUCUCAACGCACAGGAGACGGAACCCAUCACCUUUGGGGCUGGGACGAUCCAGAAUUUACUGAAAAAUUAAAAUUACGUUACGGUAUUAUAAAUAAACCUGAAAGGAAAACUGCU